Messenger RNA from Octopus bimaculoides (California two-spot octopus), 8542 nucleotides. Its product is annotated as sorting nexin-13. Gene Ontology annotation, cellular component: early endosome. Gene Ontology annotation, molecular function: phosphatidylinositol binding. NCBI's taxonomy places the organism in Eukaryota, Metazoa, Mollusca, Cephalopoda, Octopoda, Octopodidae. The record is from RefSeq and is a predicted model, not a curated record.
UGGUUAUAGUAGAGCUCUAUAUUAGCCAUCCUUUAUAUGUAAGCUACAUUCUGAUUGGCUGACAAUGCGUAAAUUACAAGAUGGCGAUGAUAUCUGUAGUCGAGUCUCCUAUUUUUGAUCGGAGUGCAUUCGUCUCUUGACGGACACUGUACCUCAUUGCACGACUCAUAAUACGGACUUAUUAUAUAUAUACUUAUACACCGUUUACCACCACCCCUCUCGGCUAAAAAAAAAAAAAAACUAAUUAAACAAGCGAGACUAAAUAAUUAUAUUUAUUUCGUCACCAACUUGAUAUUUGCAUCUUUUUUCGUCUUUUAGAAAAAGACAUAGAUCGAAUGUAAAUGGAUUUAUUUACUAAGAUGGAUUCAGUUUGCGAUCUGUAAAUUGUGCCAUGCUGAACCUUACGGAGUUCUGAUAGACCUCCAUCCAGUUCCAGUUUAUCAUGUAUCUGUUGGAAGCCGGUGUGUCAAGUGUGGCUAGAUUAAAACAUUUCCCAGCAAAAAAAUUUCAUACUGAAUCCUAAAGAUGCCCUGGGUGGAUGGAUCCUAUUCAUGGAUAAUCCUUGCUUUGUCCUUGUUCCUAGGUACAUUCGGUACUCUCGGAAUUCUUAGGGGAUUUUACAUGAUAUUCAUUGUAGCAAUAUUUUUGUUUGGCUUCCUUAUUAUUGCUUAUAAUUAUGGAUGUGAAAUGUCCAAGAGUAUUUUGGUACUGAAUCCUUUUAGAUUACAAUACAUGGAACCAGGCCUAACAAAAGUAAAAAACAUAAUGCAAAAUACCGGCAGGUAUCGCAAUUUUGAUCGCAGAAUGACUGGGGCUAGUGUAAUUGAUGAAGCAUUGCAAGAAGUGCUUGAUUAUUUAAUGCGAGAUUAUGUAUUGAGUUGGUAUCGCCCUCUUAGCCUUCAUGAUGGGUUCAUUAUUAGCAUUCGGAAAUGUAUGCAGAAGGUCAUCACCACAUUUGCAAGCAAAUCAAAAGAAGUUGAAUGGAUGCCAUAUUUCACCCAAAAGUUGGUUGACGAUUUCGCUUCUCAUAUUCGGUUAUAUAGGAGGGCAAAUGAAAAAUUUAAAAGCCUCCUUAAAGAUGAUAAUGUUAAUCCCGAUAUAGAAAGCAUAUUUUUUGACCUAGAAGUGGAGAUGGAAAAAAUGUGUCGAGAUACAACUAUUACAUCAACUGAGCAUGAGCACCGAUAUUUAAGAAACCUUUCUGAAGUUUUAUUAUAUUUACUUUUACCAAAAGAAGAUUUUCAAAAUAAAUCAUUUAGAUAUAUUAUUAGAGAAGUGUUAGUAAAUGAAAUAUUUAUACCAGCUGUAGAUUUAUUAUCUGACCCAGAUUAUAUUAAUCAAAGCCUGUCAUGGCUGUGUAAAGAAGCUACAUUUAAUAAUGACACGUUCAUGACUGUGAUAAAGACGACAGAUUCCAUUGAGGAACUAGAAGCUGUGAAAGAGAUGGUUAACCAUGACAUUGCACGAUGGCGAAGCAAAGAUACAGGAGGCUCAAAUGAUACUGUGAUAAAACAAAAUCUAAAUAGUUUACGAUUUGUUCAGAGCAUGUGUGAUACUAGAAUGAAUUGUCUUUUGGCUGGCCAGACAGACUCUGAUCUUCAGUGUGAGGAACCAGAAUUCUGUAAAGCUCAGAAUUUAUUUGUUUUAACUCUAGAAGAUAUUUUAAACAACAAUAUUGCACUUUCUGUUUUUAUUGAAUAUAUGACAAGUAUUGGAGGAGAGCAGUAUCUAUUUUUUUAUCUAAACGUUGAGGGUUUCCGAGCAGCAGCUGAAGAACAAAUCUCUGCCGCUCAUGAACAGAAAUUAACAGAAGGAGCUAAUGAGCCUGAUUUAGAGUCAUUACGUAGAGCAGCUAUGAUUAUUUAUGAGCAGUAUUUGUCUGAAAAAUCAACAUCCAAAAUUAAAGUUGAUCCUGAGAUAUGCAAACGAACAUUGAUAAAUAUCAAAAGCAAAAUGCUGACUGAAGAUGCUUUUGAUGAAGUCCAAAGCAAGGUGUUCCAGUUACUGCUAAACGAACCAUUUUACGAAGGUUUUCUGCAGAGUACUAUGUAUGUAAAAUUACUAGCUGAACUAGGUCUAUUGCCAGACAGCAAGAAAGAUGAUGGUAGCACACUGGAUGUUGAUGAUGUUUGUUCAUCCAAGUCCAGUAACCCUUCUCUGCUUGCUACUACUACUACUACUACUACUACCAUCACUACUACCAUUAGUGAUUCCACUUGUACUACUACUACCACCACCACCACUAGUGAUACCAUCUGCUCUACUACUACUAUUACUACUACUACUACUACUACCACUCCUGAUGAUUCUCUUGGUGAUUCCAUGUUUGAUGGGUAUAGUGAGGCAAGUGUAUCUAACUCACAAAAUGUUGUUUUAUCUGCACAGGUUAGCCAAACAGGUAUUGUAAAAGAGUCUGAGAAAAGUGGCAAAUCUUAUGCUGUUUACGCUAUAACAGUUAAGAAAAUUCAGUCAGAUACAGACAUGUGGGAUGUUUAUCGCAGAUACAGUGAUUUCCAUGACUUACAUAUGAUCAUUACGGAGAAGUAUAUACAAAUACCAGGAUUAAUGCUCCCAGGUAAAACUGCUUUUAAGAAUAUCAACAAAGAAUUUCUUGAAAAACGGCGGAGAGGUCUCAAUGCUUAUUUGCAGUUCGUCAUGAAUGCAGAGCUGUGGCAAUCAUACCCAGGUUUAGAAGAUCUGGUAAAUCAGUUUUUGGCACCUGGUCUUUGGGAGAAGCACAAAAGUGAGCUGGCUCGUAAGAUGGAAAUUCUUGUGACUCCUCUUCGUAGUUCUGUGCGGACUGUUGGAACUGCUGUCAAACAUAUGCCAGACGUGGCAGAAGGUGUGGGCAAGUUGUUUAAUGUCAAAGGGCUGACAGCUAACUUACCUCGUAGUGAAGCUUUGGAUAGUGGCAAAGUGGGUGCUGGACUUGACCCAGACGUGGGAGAAAAUAUACCUCUUCGUAUUCUUUUGUUACUAAUGGAUGAAGUUUUUGAUUUGAGACAAAAGAACCAAUGGCUGCGCCGUCGACUUGUUGCUAUCCUUCGACAGUUAAUUAAGGCCACCUUUGGAGAUAUGAUCAACAGAAAAAUAGUGGAACAUGUUGAUUGGAUGACAUCAGCUGAACAGAUGGCAGAAUAUGUGAAGACUUUCAGAGAUUCUUUUUGGCCAUACGGUUCCCUUGCUGACAGGAAUCCUGCAAGAGAUGAAAAUACCAAGUUGCGAACUAGAGUUGUGUGCAGGGCUAGAAUGCUAGGUAGCAUUCCAGAUGAAAUGCGCCAUUUAAUGGGCAAUGAAACUGUGAAGAUGGGCGUAGUCCGUGUAUUUAAUAUGUUCCAACACAAAAGCCUCAAUAAGCGUUUAGUGUACGUCUUCCUUGAAGGAAUGCUGGAGACAUUAUUUCCUCAAAACAAAUUCAAUGAAAUAUUCCUUAAGCUACAUUCCAAAUCGCAGCGUCAGAAAUCCAGUAGUUGUAACUCUGCAAAAGAUCCUCUUCGUAGACAGAAUUCAGGCCAGUUAGCAGUAAGAUGACAUGGUUGACAAUCAUCAGUAUUUUUCCCUUUUUUUUUUCACCUUGACCCUCCCUCACAGUGACACAAGUAUCCUCAGAAUUUUUCUUGCUGGCAAUGGUUAAGGUAUUUAUUAAGAGGAUUCUCUGUGUCUGUCAGUCGGUGUUGCUCAGUCCUUCCAACGUCUGAUACUGAUUUGAGCUAUCAUAUCAAAAUUCUUUUGAGAUGAGGACAGAAAAAAGCAUAUUGCCAAUGUAGACUAGUGAGAACUGCUGGACAUUGACUGGAAAUAAAUCCUUCCUAUUUUGGAGAGAAUGUUUAUACCAAAAAUCUUUUAAAUUAAAGAAAAAAGAAACAACAAACAAUACUCCAUAGAAAAUAAUUUUUCUUUCCAAUUCUUAAUUUUUUUACCAAUUACUCGCACACCUUCAAAACAAAAAGUAUUAAAAUCAAUCACAGUCAUUUGAAGGGAAUAAAAAAAAAAAGAAACAUUUCUCUUUUAAAAACAAAAUUCAAAUGAAGAAGGCAUACGAUAAUAGUAACUUAAAUCACAGCCCGUGGUUUGUUGCUUUAACAGUGAAAAAUUAAACCAUUACACAAAAGCAAAGUGACUUCUGGAAAUUCUGGUUGAGAAAUGAAAGCAUGUUGUUUGGAGCAGAAAUGGCAUUAUUUUAGAUGAAUGCUGAAUAUUUUCAUUUUUUUUUUUUUUAGCCUUUUUAAAAUUUUUUUAUGUGUGAUUGGUGAGAGAAAUAAUGAAUUUUCUAUGACCCUUAUAAUAAUACAAAACCAGCUGUCUUAGUUUUCCUCCCUAUACAUACAUACACACAUACAAACACAGAUAUAUAUAGGCAUGCCUGUCUCAUACUUAUUCUCAUACACAUAUUUUAAAGAAGAACAGUAAAUACAACACACUAGUUAGUAAUAAUUGCUUUUAAACUGAACUCUUGUCUCUUAUCAUUUUAUGACGGAGCUAGAGUUUAAAAAGAGAGGGCUUUGUUUCUGUAUAAUUGGAUAUAGUUAAGCUCCUUUUAAAUUGUGUUCCCCAAUGUCAUGUACGCACUUACAUGUAUAUGCAUGCAUCUAUGCAUAUAUACACACACACGUAUUUAUAUGUUUGUGUAUAUUUACUUGUAGGUGUUGAUUACUUUUUAAUAACUUAUAUCUUAAUAGGUUUAUGACUUGAUUCAGUUGGCAUUAUUUUUAAACAUCACACCCUCAUUUAUUUAGUCAUAAUUUUUACAACCUAUGUUCCACCAUCUUCUGUUUAGCUUUCAUUUCUCUAAUUGUCCUCGUGGAAUUGAAGAAAUUGAUUCUUCUUUGAAUUGUUUACAUUUCUAAACAAAGAAAUGAGUCUUGUUUUGUAUCUGCCCAGCUAGAGCUUACCUGGGUUUCAACAACUACUGCAGUACCAACAUCAUAUGUUCUUUGAUAUCAUCAUAUAUAUAUUUAAGGAAAAAAAAAAAGAAUUAAAAUUACCAUUUAUAAAAUACAUUUUUCAAGAAAAUUUAGCUUUAUUUAACAAUUUUUUUAUACAUUCCAUUCUUUGGUCGAUGGCCCAGGUUCUCAAUGUAGGGCAGGGAGAAUACCCCAGGUACUUGGGGAGAAGUGAGGGAUAAGUUUAGGUAAUCUGAAAUAAUUUUAUGUCAAAAUCAUGUGCACAAGAAUAGCUGUGUGGUUAAGAAGUUUGCUUUGCAAUGCAAUGUGGGUCUGAGUUUAAGCCCACUGUGCAGAACUCUGGGCAAGUAUCUUCUACCAUAUCUUCGGGUUAACCAAUAUCCUGCGAGUGGAAUUUAGUUGGCAGAAAAUGCAGAAGUUUAUCAUGUAUGUUUAUAUAUAUGUCUUAUAUAUUUGUAUCUAUGUUGUAUAUGUCAUAUAUGUACUAUAUAUGUAUAUAUAUGUCAUACAUAUAUAUAUAUAUAUAUGUAUAUGUUGUAUAUAUACCAUAUAUAUAUAUGUAUAUGUCAUAUAUUUAUAUAUAUGUAUAUAUGUCAUAUAUAUAUAUGUAUAUGUCAUAUAUUUAUAUAUAUGUCAUAUAUAUAUAUAUAUAUAUAUAAUCCACGCAUAUAUAUGUAUAUAUUCAAAGCUGAGUUUGCACUGAUUUUAUUUUCAGUUGCCUGAGGAAUGUAAAUGGGAAAUUCAAGCCCUCGGCUUUGAAUAAAUGUUAUUCCACUCUACUGUAUUACAUUUUCCAUUUCAUUACAGUUCAUUCCAGUGGUAAUUCAAUCAUACAUACAUGCACACAUACAUGCAUACAUAUCUAUAUAUAUAUAUAUAUAUAUAUAUAUAUAUAUAUGUGUAUGUGUGUGUGUGUGUGUGCAUGUGUAUAUUCAAUUUUCGCUGAUACAUAUUGUGGAAAAAUGUAAACAUUGAUGAGGAGAAAGCUGCUAAGCCGGUGCUUGUAAACAAAAAAAAUACCUAAGUUGCAUACAGAUGCUCCCUUGUCACAAUCAUAGAUCCAGUGAAGCAGUGAUUGGCCCAUUUUGAAACCUGUAAUCACUGAUGCUAUUGUUUAUAAAAUGCGAUGUAAAAUAAAGUCAAAGAAAACAAAUCUGAAAAAAAAAAAAAGAGAAAAGAAAAAUAAUCAAUCAUUGAUUGUUAAUGUUGUAUAAUAAAAUUCUCAAAAAAUUUCUGACCAGAAAUUAUACAUCUGAUUGACACUAUUGGUGAUUUUUGCGAAGGUGUGCAUGAGAUUUGAAUGCUGUCCAUAGCUUUAAGCUGAAGGGACAUGGUGCAUAGAUAGAAAGAAGCCUUUGUAAUUCUAUAUAGUCAUUGCAGACCCUGUUAAACUGAGAAAUUACUGUAGCUAACUGUGGUUAAUAUUGAUCUUUGUGUUUUUAGGACGGUGAGCUGGCAGGGCAGACUUGUUAGCAUGCUGGACAAAAUGAUUAACAGCAUUUGCUUUUCAUCAUUUUUGGGGUUGAUGAAAUAAGUACCAGUCAAGUACUGGGGGCAAUGUAAUCAACUUACUCUCUCCCCCAAACUUACUGACUUUGUGCAAAAAUUUGAAACCAAUGUUAAUCUUUAUAUAGUUCUAUAUUUAAGAGAUGAGGAAUUAUGUACAUUAUUCACAUUUGACGGAUAUUUGUCAUCUUGUUUGUUGUUAAUACAAGAUUUCAGCUGAUAUACCCUCCAGCCAUCAUCAGGUGUUUUGGGGAAAUUUCGAACCUGGGUUCUCAUUCCUAAGGUAUUUUUGAAUGUUGUUGUUUUUAUUAUUAUUAUUAUUAUUAUUAUUAUUCAGGUCACUGCUUGAAAUCAAACUCGGAAUCUUGGGGUUAGUAGCCAUUGCUCUUAACCACUACGUCAUAUGCAUGUGGUUAAGAGCAUGGGCUACUAACCCUGAGAUUCCAAGCAGUGACCCGAAUAAUAAUAAUAAUAACAUCGACAAAUACCUUAGGAAUGAGAACCCAGGUUCGAAAUUUCCCCAAGACACCUGAUGAUGGCUGGAGGGUACGUCAGCUGAAACAUUGUGUUAACAACCAACAAGAUGAGGAGAAAUAUCUGUCAAAUGUAAAAAAUGUAUUUAUCUUUAUUUUUUAGGGAAGUAAACUAGCAGAACCAUUAACACGCUGGGCAAAAUGCUUAGCAGCAUUUUGUCCAUCUUUUUGGUCCUUGUAGAUUGAUUUUGCCUUUCUUCCCUUUUGGGGUCGAGAAAAUAAGCACCAUUUGAAUACCGGGGUUGAUGUAAUUGACUUACCACUUUCCCUCAAACUUGCUGGCCUUGUGCCAAAAUUUGAAACCAAUAUCAAUCUUAAUUUUCACUCAGAAAUGAGAAUAACAUAGGCUGUUUCUUCAAGUAUAAAUCUAAGUUAUAAAUUACAUACCAUGUGAGAGAGAGAGAGAGAGAGAGAGAGAGAGAGAGAGAGAGAGAAAGAGGAAGUAUGGGUACUUACAUGUGUUGUGUAAAGUCUCAGGUAUUUGACAAAACUCAUUUUGAACUCAAUAUUUAAAUUAUUUCUUCUCUUUUGGUUUACAUUGUUUUUUUGUAUAAGAUUUUUUAAAAAAUUUAUAUUCAACCAUUCUCAUCUCCCAAAAAUAUUAACUUAUUACAUUUAUCAAUUCGUAUUGCAAGAUUCCUGAUGUGAAAUCAUGUGUUGAAACAGAUAUUGUUGUAUUUCGGGGUGGUAAUUUAAAAAAAAAAUUUUUUUGCCAAAUAAACAUACACUAUAUAUUUUUUUCUUCUCUCAUUUAUUACUGUUAUUAUUUUAUUAUUUUAACUUGUGUCCCUUGUCUGCACAAUGGACAUGAGUUAAAAUAAUAAUAAAAUAAGAACAGUAAUAAAUGAGUGAAGAAAAAAUAUAUAGUGCGUAUGUUUAUUUGGCUAAAAUAAAAAAAAAACCAUCCCGAAAUACAACAUUAACUGAUGACAUUUAUGUAUUUGUUUUGCAAGAUACCUGAUAUGAAAUAUGGAUAUUGUUAUACUUUGGGAUGGUCAUAUUUUGCCAAUUUCACACACACUCUAUAUGUUUGUUCUUUACUUCAGCUUUAUUAUUAUUAUUGUUGUUAUUUUUGUUUCUUUGUCAAAGUUCUUUUGUCACGCUGCUUGUGACCUCUUCACUUCAGCUUUAUUGUUAUUAUUUUUGUUGAAAGGAUUAUUUAUUUUUUUUAGUAAUAAUAAUAAUCCUUUAUACUAAAAAAAAAGCUAACCUUUAGUAGAAAGGAUUAUUAUUAUUUUUGUUUCAUUGUCAAAGCUCUUCACACAUUGUGUGACCUCUUCAAUGACCCUUUAGCUCACAUGUUUCCUCUUGUUCUGCUGAAGAGGUUGCAAAAGAGCUUUGACAAAGAAACAAAAAUAAAAAUAAUAAAGCUGAAGUAAAGACCAAACAUAUAGUGCAUAUGCUUAAUUGGAAAAAUGUGACCAUCCCAAAGGAUAAUAGUAGUAAACCUUUAGCAUUUAAACCAGCCAAAAUAUUCUACCACUAAACAAUGUCAUUUUAAAAAUAAAUAACGACACCGUCAAAAUCUCUAAUCUACAAGAUAUUGCAUGAUAAAUUCAAAACAUUGUGAAUAAAUAAGCAGAACAUUAGACAGAGGAA